Messenger RNA from Esox lucius (northern pike), 4924 nucleotides. RefSeq names its product neuronal acetylcholine receptor subunit beta-2. The transcript has 5 exons. Gene Ontology annotation, biological process: regulation of membrane potential; monoatomic ion transmembrane transport; signal transduction. Lineage: Eukaryota; Metazoa; Chordata; Actinopteri; Esociformes; Esocidae. Gene Ontology annotation, molecular function: transmembrane signaling receptor activity; acetylcholine-gated monoatomic cation-selective channel activity. Gene Ontology annotation, cellular component: postsynaptic membrane; neuron projection; synapse. Bases 898 to 2415 code for a protein of 505 amino acids. The record is from RefSeq and is a predicted model, not a curated record.
UUUAUUUUUAUCAGCCAUAAUCAUGCCUCAUUGGGACUGGUUGUAAAAACUGAAAAGCAAACGUUGUUUAAUUUUGCCAGAUUACAUAUUUUGCUUUUUUUUUUACAGCUCAGUUUUUUGUGUUAUUGGAGUGGCACCAAACGGAAUGGGGUGUGGGCGGUUCAUUUGAACUAUGAUUAUUUUCUUUCAAGGAUUAAUCUAUUCAAAAUAAGGGAAUUUGGUCUUCUGGAUGUCCUUGAAAGGCUUUCGCCAAACAUCGCCUCGGGGAUCUCUACUGUAAUUGCUUUCUAUUUGUUGUAACAAAUCAGAACUGUAGAUCAAAACCGAGCAACAGAGAUUAGGACCUACUGCCGCCCGGACGGAGAAAACCACCAAGGGGGCCAUGCAAAGGGAGGACGUUUUAAUCAUUUAUCAACUAUUUAGACAGUCCGUCAUCAAUGGGAUUAACCUCUGCUAUCUCGAGUAACUCGCCAUCCACCUCCGUAGCUACCAAUUUCGGGAAAAAUAACGUUUCAAUAAUCAAGUGGAAUUAGGGAAAACGUUUCAGCGCCCCCAGUUCGCCUAGCACUGACAGUUCCACGACUGGCGUGGGUCGAACACGCUCAGACGCGCCGCGACUGAAACAAGGAUCCGCAUCUGCUAAGGGAGCAAUCCUCUCCUCGCCGCGUAACAAAAUUUGAAGCCUCUCCCUUUACCAAGUGAAGGGACAUCAUCGGACAUCGUUGAAUUGAAAUGACACCACAACCCAACCUUUAAACGAGCUCUCGCGCACGCGUGUGUCCUGCCGCUGGUAUUAUUUUUUUAUCUUAACACUGAGGGCGAAAGAAGGCAAAACAGGCAACUCGUCGGUCUCCCAAGUUUUCAGGUGUCGGGUCGCAGUGGAGGGAGCGAGCGGCGAUGGCAGCCCCGGUGACAGCAGCGCUCGCUCUCCUGGUUCUCACCGUGGCAACUGCCUUGGGCGCAGAGAUCGAGGAACGACUGGUGACCCACCUGUUGUCUCCAGAACGCUACAAUAAACUGAUCAGGCCUGCCGUCAACAAGAGCCAACAGGUCACCAUCCAUAUCCUGGUGUCCCUGGCCCAACUCAUCAGUGUGAAUGAGAGGGAACAGAUAAUGACCACCAACUGCUGGCUGACCCAGGUGUGGAAUGACUACAGGUUGACAUGGGACCCAGAAGAGUACGAAGGCAUCAAGAAGGUCCGCCUCCCAUCCCAACACAUCUGGCUGCCUGACAUUGUCCUCUACAACAAUGCGGAUGGGAACUACGAGGUGUCGUUCUACUCCAAUGCUUUGAUCUCCAACAACGGGGAGGUCAACUGGCUUCCGCCCGCCAUCUACAAGUCGGCCUGCAAGAUCGAGGUCCGUGACUUCCCCUUCGACCAGCAGAACUGCACGCUAAAGUUCCGCUCCUGGACAUACGACCGCACGGAGAUCGACCUGAUUCUGCUCAGCGACUACGCCAGCCGGGACGACUUCAAGCCCAGCGGCGAGUGGGACAUCGUGUCCCUCCCGGGGCGCAAGAACGAGGACCCCUCGGACCACACCUACCUGGACAUCACCUACGACUUCGUCAUCAAGAGGAAGCCGCUGUUCUACACCAUCAACCUCAUCAUCCCCUGCGUCCUCAUCACAUCGCUGGCCAUCCUGGUCUUCUACCUGCCCUCCGACUGCGGCGAGAAGAUGACCCUGUGCAUCUCCGUCCUCCUGGCCCUCACCGUCUUCCUCCUGCUCAUCUCCAAGAUCGUGCCGCCCACCUCCCUGGCCGUGCCGCUCAUCGGGAAGUACCUAAUGUUCGCCAUGGUGCUGGUCACGUUCUCCAUCGUCACCAGCGUGUGCGUGCUCAACGUGCACCAUCGCACGCCCUCCACGCACACCAUGCCCCCCUGGGUGAAGCGCCUCUUCCUGCACCGCCUCCCCUCCUUCCUGUUCAUGCGCCGGCCCGGCAGCUCAAACAUCCGCGAGAGGUUUCGCCAGAGGCACCGCCGGCGUUCCUGCUCCGACUCGAAGCUGAGAGACGGGGCGGCGGUGGGCGUCGCGGGGGGGGUGGGGGUGGCGGGGGGCUCCGGGAUAGGCGGGGCGGACUCUUUCUUCAUCAACGAGGAGUCGGCCAAGCGGUUCGGCUGGAAGAUCAGCGACAUGUCGGAGAACACCGAGUUCAGGAAGAGGAUGUCGGUGAAGUGCCACGCCGACGUGGAGGAGGCUGUGGACGGGGUGCGCUACGUCGCUGAGAAGAUGAAGAGCGAGGAUAACGAUGAGGGGGUCAUCGAGGAUUGGAAGUACGUUGCCAUGGUGAUUGACCGGCUGUUCCUGUGGAUCUUUGUGCUGGUCUGCAUUACCGGGACUUUGGGGCUGUUCAUGCAGCCCCUGUUCCAGAGCUAUAACACGCCCACAGCGGACGACCUGGAGCAGAACUGACCUUUGAUCUACGACCUUGACCCUGAUCGAUCCCGUCCCCCCAGCACCCACGUGGGGUACAACCCCCAGCAGACAAAACGGCUAUUUACCAACACCCUGAAACAAAAAACGUGUUAAUUCACAUCCUCACGUACCCACAGCCCACCUUGCCUUAUUUGAGUUUUAAAUGUGUGACUGUCUGUUAACACAUCAGUGUUUUAUUACUGUCCCCUACGAUGAGUUCGGACAGGUGACUUCAGAUCGGUCUGUCCAUAUAGAACCGUCUGUAGACACCACUGCCACGACUUUGUUUAAACUGGGUAGAUGAUGCUUCUUGCCAUACAGAUCCAGCAUUUACAAAAUUACACUAACAUGCAAGACGGAUUUGAAUCUGCUAUGGGAACACCCCUCUAACCCCUUUUUACCUAAUGUCUUGAAAUUUGGUUCUUCUCAUGAGAAUUCAACUUGCCUCAAGGACUAAUAGUGUCUGCCUUGAUGGAUGUUCAAAACGCUACUCAGCUGGCACCAAAUGACUGAUCUGCCCAAAAAUUGUAUAGAUUAAUACCUAAAACAUUAGUACCUAAAACGUUAGUACUUAAAAUGUUUAUCCGUCGAACAAUAAACACGUACCUGGGCAGGUUCAGGCCCGUCAGUGCACAUAAUACAAACCAGUCAGGGAUAUUUGUAUUGUAACAAGAUUUAGAUUUAUGUUGCCUAUACUGUCCAGACUCGACAAUCGCGCAAACGUUCAUAUCCAUGUUCAUAUCAAUUCAUAUCAAUGCACCUGUUUAUGUCUCAGACUCUGUUUCAGUCCAAGUAAUACAUUUUUGUGCCCAUGCUGAGAGGCAUGCUAACCACGACAUCUCAGACACAACUGGUCUGAAUUUGACCGCAUUCGUAGAAUUCUGGCGUAUACAAAUUUACAUGGAUGUGUGUGCGCGCGUGUGCGCAUGUGUGCGCGUGUGCGCGCUCGUGUGUGUAUGUGUUGGAGGGGCAGCGGGCAUAUCUCCUUGUUUGUUAGGUCUUGUCUUUUGUAUGUACGCCAGGAAGACUAGCUGCUGCUUCAGAAAAGGCAAAUGGGAAGAUAAGUAACAAAUAAACCAUGCCAACAAAGGCCACCUAAACAUUCUCUGCUACCGUCGUUUAGGUAGCAGAAUGACUACACCCCCAUACCAUCACCCCGCCCCCCUACCCCCGCUUCUUGAGAUUUCUUAAUUUAGCUUGGUAAGGAGGAAUCCUUACCAAGUGUGUGUUAAGGUCCAAAGACCUUAACACACGCAAAAAUGCACGCACGCACACACACACACACACAACACAUUUUAUUCUGACCUGAAGACAACGACAAAGCCAUAUGUUUUUUGCUACAGAGAUGGAUAGCUGUCCUGUAAAGCUCAGGCAGACAUGUUAGGAAGUCUUGUCUUGAGACAGAGCCGGAGAGACACAUUCAUUUGGACAGCAGGCUUGUCAUUGUGUUGUGAAACAGGAAGCCUUGAAGCUGGGUGAGUACUGUACAGUAUCUGGGACUGCUAAUGUGUGUUGUGUGAGUACUGUACAGUAUCUGGGACUGCUAAUGUGUGUUGUGUGAGUACUGUACAGUAUCUGGGACUGCUAAUGUGUGUUGUGUGUGUACUGUACAGAAUCUGGGACUGCUAAUGUGUGUUGUGUGAGUACUGUACAGUAUCUGGGACUGCUAAUGUGUGUUGUGUGAGUACUGUACAGUGUCUGGGACUGCUAAUGUGUGUUGGGUGAGUACCGUACUGUUUCUGGGACUGCUAAUGUGUGUUGGGUGAGUACUGUACAGUAUCUGGGACUGCUUCAGGUGGUCUGUUGCUUGAUGGACUUUUCAUAGUGCUUAAAUAAUUUUUUUGAACAGUCAGGUUCACAUGUAUUAUAUUUUGUUCCAGAAGAUUUGUAUUAUUCUUCUGUGUGGAGAGAAAGGAGGAAACUAUGUUCAGUAGCUACAACGCUAACACAAAAUGACCAUGAAGCUUUUGUCACUUCCCUUUGCUUCUCUUGAAGGUGCAGAAAGUUGGAUUUGGUAAAGCUGUGUUUGUUUGCGCAACGUUUGCCAGAAACAUCAGCAUUACGUACAAUGUUUGAUAAACACAAACCCCACUAGCAAAAUGGUGAAACUGAAAAGCUUUUGUCAUUACCGUAGCCAUCUCGUGGGGCUGGUAUAAACUUUGCUUUAUAUUAUUCCAAAUUCUUUUACCCAACUCUGUGUUCAUUAUUUCUUGAAUUAAUUGUCACUGUUAUAUAUUCACUCUAUCACUGCUGUUAAGACUAGCCAAAACGAAAGAUGUUUCCGAUGCCAAGUAAGAUGUGAGUUAAUUCUUAUCUCAUGUGGGGGGGGGUUUCAGUGAGAAGAAAAAGAAAGAAGGGUCUGUGUAAUUUUCGUUUCACAGGCCAGUUCUGUGACCUGUUAUUGUUUGUCUUCCUGGACUGAUGUAUUCUGGGUGAAGCUGAGGCUAACAUAAAGUAAUGAUGCAGGUGUCAUGUUGAAGGGAUCAAUAAAGCAAAUUAAAGUAGG